CGGGAACUGGUUGUGUCGCGUGAAGGUUCGAGGAGUUUCAGGACGGUGAACCAAGCGUUCUACCAAGCGUUCCUCCCAUUGCCCGCAACGAUUCACCAGACCUGUGCGAUUAAUUCAGCAUGCAGUAAUGUGACACGUGUAUGUCGUCACACUCUCUCGAUUAUCGUAUUCUUGUCUAGCAUACAGGCCGACGGAAGCAGGCACUAGUAGGGACACCACUAAGACAUUAUAGCCAGGCACACUAGAACGAGACUCUCGAUGUGAUGAAGAAACCCGCGUCGUCAAGCAAGCAGCAACCCGAAGCGCGCUGCCUAUCACCACCCGGACACUACACGGCGCAAAGGCCCGACGUCUCUAGUAAUCCCCGAUCGCAAACGCCAGACGGCACCAAGCGCAGCGAUCGCAUCUUCCACCCGUCCUUCGGCUCCAUCAUCUUCCCAUCCAUGCCAUCCGGCAUCAUGCCUUCCGCCAUCAUCCCCAUCCUCCCCUCUAGCAAGUCCGUCUCGUCGCACCCUCGCGACGUGUCCACCAGCACUAAUCUCUGCACGUCCGGCUUUAAUGCCCCGGAGGGCGGAGGCGGCGGGAGUCUCGGGAGCACCGGGUUUUACAUGCCGAACGGCGGGGCGCAUGCGCCCGCAACCACCGCCUCGGCUUUCUCCUGGGAAGCCCCGAAAUUCGCGACUGGCGUCUCUGGGGGAGGGGGAUUGGCAGGAGGGGGAGACGGCGGAGGAGGAGGAGGAGGAGGAAACAGAAGUGGCUUUCCAGGGGGAAACACCACCUCUACCGCCACCAGCGGCGGAGGGGGCGGCGGAGGGAGCGGCAGCGGCGGGGCGGCGUUCGUGCAGUCGGCGAUGGGCAUCGACACGGCGGCGUUCGUGAGCCUCGUCAACACCGCCCUCCCCAGCCUCGUCGCCAAGAGCUUCCGCCGCCGAGGGGGGAAGGACGUGGGGGUAGCGGGCGGGGCGGGCGGCGCUGUGGCGGGAGGGGCGUUCGGAUCCGACGGCGAGGAGCCGCUGGGGGGUUCGCGGUCGGAGAGCAGGAUCAGUUCCGCCACUUCGGGGGGAUUCCUGGGGAAAGGGCGCGCUGGCGGGAAUCAGGAUGGGUGGAGGGACGCGGGAGGUGGCGGACGCGAUAGAGGGGCGAUGGCGGGGAUGGCGGGGGGAGUGAAGGGGGUAUACGCGGACGGGGCGGGUUUGCACCGGACGGGCAGCGGAUUCCCCAUCAGCGGGUUCCCCAAGAGCGCUACGGUCGGGGGAGAGUCCGACGCGCGGGGCGCGGCUGUGGCGGACAGCUCCGCACAUCCCGCGCAGGCCGCACUAAAGCGCGCACAAGGCGGCGGAAACGGCAGGGAAGGGCUCCCCACGAGCGCAAGCACAAGCGGGUUGGUCGGGGGAGUGAUGAGCGCGGCAUUGAGCGCGGGAGGCGCAGGGGGGUUAAGAGGAGGCGGAGGGGAAGCGGGUAUGGGGACAGGGGUGGCGCGGGAAGCGGGGUUGGGGGAAGACUUACCGGAAGUAGCGAUGGGCGUGCUCUCGAAAUGGGUGCACCUGGGUCGCGGCUGGGCUCCUAGACUCUUUAUCCUCGAUAAGGGCGUGCUGUCGUACUGCAAGAUCGAGGGUCCCCACCGCGCAAGCGUGUUGCUGGAGGUGCAGCGGCGGCCGGGAGCAUGCCUGGUGGGGGAUGAGGUGAAGAGGCUACUGCGCAAGGAGCAGGAGAAGCAGAGGGAGAGAGACAAGGGCGGUGACAAGGAUAGGCUCAAGGACAGAGACAAGGACAAGGAGCGGGAGAGGGAGAGGGAGAGGGAGAAGGAGUGGGAGAAGGAGAGGGCGUCAGCAGCAGUGGGCGGGCAGCAGCCGGUGCCUGAACGGUCAUCACCCACUGCUGCUCAGACCGCCUCUGCUGCUGCUAUUGGCGUGGCCACUGCUGCAGCUGCUGCUGCUGCCACUGCGGCCACUGCUGCCGCGGCUGCAGCAAGCAGUGCGGCAGCGACUGCAGCAGCAGCGGCAGCGUCUGUGCUUAGUGUACCCUCUGCCAUCUCCUCUGCCACUGUCUCUGCCUUCUCCCCGGCUGUCUCCACCCCGAGUGCCACUCAAACCGCUCACAACCCUUCUGCACACUCGGCUGCUCCGUCUGCUGCUGCUGCGGCGGCUGCGGUUCCAGCAGGUGCUGCUUCUGUGGGGCCUGCUCCCACUACUGCGGGAGCAGGGGCAGCGGCUGCAUGGGCUGGAGGGGUAGGAGGUGCAGGAGCAGCGGCAGGCGCUGCAGCAGGAGCAACCGCAGCGGGUGCAGCAGCGGGUGCAGCGGCAGCAGCAGGAGGAGGGGGAGGAGGAGGAGCAGGAGGGGGAGAGGCUGUGUCAUCUCAUGCGGACACACGACCGUUGUGCAGAGUGUAUGGGGAGAUACAUCUAUCGGUGUCGUCCCUGCGUGAGAGCCAGUCGGACGAGAAGAAGUUCUACGUGUUCAGCGGCACCAAGACACUCGAUCUCAGAGCCGAGUCCUGCGAUGACCGAGGGCUCUGGCUCGACCUCCUGCAGGCCGCCAAGGACCGCAUGGGGCGCAGUUUAAGAGAGGCAGAGGAGGCCACGUUCUCUGCUGACGUCACCCUGGAGCCCCUGCGCGCGUGCCUGGCGCGUGCUGAGGUCAGCAGUGACGUGAUCAAGGAGUGCGAGGAGGUGGUGCGGCGGGAAGUGCUGCAUCGGCUGCAGCUGCGGCUGAGGGUGGAGCAGGAGCGACGGCAGAUGCUGCACGAGCGGAUCGGCCAGCUAGAGGCGGACAAGGUGGAGUUGGAGUCAGCGGUGGUGGAGGAGUCAAUGCAGCAGCAGCAGAGCCGAGGGGAUGGGGAAGAGGAGAGCGAGGCAGGUACUGGGUUAUCAGGCGCGGACACAACCAGGGGGGCGCUGCUGCUGCUCCCCCUGGCAGACGGGGACGGGGAGGAGGGCGAGGAGGAGGAGGGAGAGGACCACAGCAGCACGCAGGAGGGAGAAGACGAGUUCUUUGAGGCCAUGGACGACUUUGUCGGCAGCCGCCGCUGGGAGGAGCUCGCCUCCAUCUCCUCCGGACCGUUUGAACGCUCCGUGUCGACCCUAGACAUGGAGGAAGUGGGGUUCACGUACCCUGGGGUGAAGCGCCGGGAGAGGUUGCCAGACCCGGCUGAAGUUGAGAAAGCGGCGGGGUUAUGGAAUAUCAUUAAAGAUUGUGUGGGGAAGGACCUGUCGAAGGUCUGCCUGCCGGUCUAUUUUAAUGAGCCGAUCAGCACGCUGCAGAAGUGCUGCGAGGAGAUGGAGUACAGCUGGCUGCUUGAUAGGGCGGCCGAGUAUGGCAGACGGGGCGAGCAUCUGAUGCGCGCGCUGCACGUGGCAGCAUUUGCCAUGUCAGCAUACGCGUGCAGCGUGGAGCACCGCGUGCAGAAGCCCUUCAACCCGCUCAUUGGGGAGACCUACGAGGCUGACUUCCCUGACAAGGGCUUUCGGUUUAUCUCAGAGAAGGUGGUGCACCACCCGCCAAUCGUGGCGGCGCAUUGUGAGGGGCAGGGGUGGCGGUUCUGGGGGGACUGCAACAUCCGCAUCCGCUUCUGGGGGCCCUCCAUGCAGCUCGAGCCGCUGGGCGUGCUGUCCGUGGCGUUUGAUGACGGAGAGGUGUUUGAGUGGAACAAGGUGACGACGGGCAUCUACAACCUGAUCAUCGGCAAGCUGUACAUCGACCACUACGGCACCAUGCGCAUCAAUGGCAACCGCGGCACCUCCGUGCGCCUCAAGCUGAAGGAGCGCUCAUUUUUCGAUAGGGACACGCACCAGGUCCGAGGCUACGCAGUGGGCGAGAAAGGGGAGAAGCUGGCAACGCUGGUGGGGCGGUGGGACGAGUCUCUGCACUUCGUGCUGGGGGACCUGUCGCACAAGUCGCUCAAGGACGAGCAGCACCUCAUGGCGCACGCCCACCUGCUCUGGCGCAAGUCCCCGCCCUCGCCCUUCCCCUGCAAAUACACCUUCACGCCCUACUGUAUCACGCUCAAUGAAAUCACCCCAGAUCUUGAGGGCGUGCUCCCCCCCACGGACUCGCGCCUGCGCCCGGACCAGCGGGCGUUGGAGCAGGGGUACUUUGAACGCGCCAAUGCCGAGAAGAUUCGCCUCGAGACGCGGCAGCGCCAGGCGCGGGAGAGCAAGGAGGAGGGGUGGCAUCCGCGGUGGUUCAAGCAGAUGGGGCCGCACAACACAUGGACGUACGUGGGCGGGUACUGGGAGCACCGCGCCAAGCAUGACUGGACGUGCGUCAAAGACAUCUUUGCUGCUAGUGACUCGCAGACGCACGCGCUCCCCGCCACCACAGCCCCGGCUAAGGUGCAUGCUGCGCAGUGACUGAGUCUCACAGCUUACGUGGCUGGCUGGCUUUGAGUGAACUGAAAAGCUGCGCUCCAAGGAGCAUUGGAUUGGACCUGAGUGAAAUGCAUCUUCUUCUCCCGUGACCUGCACACACUCGCUGCCUGCCGCCCCUGCCAAGGUGCCUGCUGCGCGCCAUUCACCUUGCCGUCAUGCCAGGCAGUUGACGACACUUCCAGGAUGCUGAGGAGGGUUGAGCGGAGGGGACAGCAGGGCAGUGGCCAGGAGCGUGCAUGCACAGUCACUGGUGCUGCAAUCGGUCCUGUCCUACGCCACUACAAUAAGCAUGAGAUGCGCGAGGGGCAAGAGUGUUUGCAGGGGGCAGGAAGUUCUUGAGAGCCUACUCCAGAGGCUGAGAUGAGAAGGAUCCGGUCCGGUCCAGUGGGCUCCGGUCCGGUGGUGGUGGGUGGCUCUGUUGUGCGCAGUGCUGCAGAGCAGUGAGCUAAACUACCUGUCUACCACUACCAGACCACGGUGGGAUCUUUUCCUAGUCAAGCUGAGCUCACGUUUCUCCCAGCCUGCAUCUGAGUAGUUUAGGGCUCUACACUUGAUUACACUUGAUUAUACAACUUCUCUGAAGUUCUGAACAUAUAGCCGAAGACUUACCAUCAUUGCGGCACACUGUAUUUUUAUUACCAGGAUCCAUUAUUA
Molecule: messenger RNA, 5021 nt
Organism: Closterium sp. NIES-67
Lineage: Eukaryota; Viridiplantae; Streptophyta; Zygnematophyceae; Desmidiales; Closteriaceae
Source: the annotation of a GenBank genome assembly